CUUUCAUGUUCUGUUCCAUUUCAUUUUUCAUUACAAAAACUGCAACAGAGAUUUGUUUAAAAUGGAGUGGGUUCGAGGAGAAACCAUCGGACACGGAACCUUCUCAACCGUUACUCUAGCGACGCCGACCAACAACGUCUCCGGCGAGUUUCCUCAAGUCAUGGCCGUGAAAUCUGCAGACUCACACGGUGCUGCUUCCCUCGCCAACGAGAAAUGCGUUCUCGAUAAACUCGGAGACGACUGCGACGAGAUCGUACGGUGUUUCGGCGAGGAUCGGACGGUGGAAAACGGCGAAGAGAUUCAUAACUUGUUUUUGGAAUACGCUUCGAGAGGAAGCUUAGCGAACGGUGAGGGUCUACCGGAAGCUACCGUGCGCCGCUACACAGGAUCGGUGCUUCGUGGUUUACGUCAUAUACACGCGAAAGGAUUCGCUCACUGCGAUUUAAAACUCGGGAAUAUUCUGUUGUUCGGUGACGGCGCCGUUAAGAUUGCGGAUUUCGGAUUGGCGAGAGAAGUAACGGCGUUAAAAGACGGAGGAGUGGAGAUUAGAGGUACGCCGUUGUAUAUGGCGCCUGAAUCAGUUAACGAUAAUAUGUACGGAUCAGAAGCUGACGUGUGGGCUUUGGGAUGCGCUGUUGUUGAGAUGUUUAGUGGCGAAACGGCGUGGAGUUUUAAAGAAGGGUCGCACUUCAUGUCGUUGUUGAUACGCAUCGGUGUCGGAGAGGAGGUUCCGAGGAUUCCCGUGGACUUGUCGGAACAAGGAAGAGAUUUUCUGACAAAGUGUUUCGUUAAAGAUCCCAAAAAGAGAUGGACGGCUGAGAUGCUUCUAAGUCAUCCAUUCCUAGCCGUCGAUCUUGAUCACGACGAUUUUGAACAAGAAGAAGAAGUCGUUAGUCAAUUGAAAACAGAGGACGUGUUCACAUCGCCGAGAUGCCCAUUUGAGUUUCCCAAUUGGGUUUCUGCUUCCUCUGAUUCUACGCAAUAUCAUCCGUUCGAUUCGCUGGAGGAGAGAGUUGCAACUCUGGUGACUGACUUGAACCCUGAUUGGUCUGUUACCAAUAACUGGGUCGUCGUACGGUGACUGUAGUCACUAAAAACAGGGGAGCAGAACAGAGUUGCAUUGAAAGGCUAGAGUUUUUUCUAGUCCUAGUCAGAUCUUACAUAUUAUAAUUAAAUUGAUUUAUACAAUAUUUUGUUAAUAGAUGUAUAUACCAAUUCUUGUAUUCUUGAGGCCUACACUAUAUGGAAAUACCAAUUUUGUAUUCAUUAGCAAUUGUCUUAAUCUAGGUUGUAUGAAAACUCCUUUAAGGUUUCUUG
Molecule: messenger RNA, 1317 nt
Organism: Eruca vesicaria subsp. sativa (arugula)
Lineage: Eukaryota; Viridiplantae; Streptophyta; Magnoliopsida; Brassicales; Brassicaceae
Source: the annotation of a GenBank genome assembly